AUGAUAAUACCCGAAGGAUUAAAUUCUAAAAAAUCGAUCAAGUUAAAAUCAAGGAAUAAACAAAAGAAAGAAGAAGCUCAACGAUUAAAAUUAAAUUCGAUAACGGAUCUAUUCAACAACUUUUAUUUUCAUCAAUAUGGUAAAGAACGUUGGCCAAAUUUAUUAAGUUCGUUAAAGGGUCCUUCAAAGUCUUGCGCAAUGAUAAAUAAAUUCGCUUCAAAUGUGAGCAUAUCUGAAUUCAUUCAUGAUUCAAAGUCAAGUAACAAUUCGGAUAUGAUGAAGGUUGAUUAUUUAGAUGUGGAAUGUUACGUUAGUGAUUCAAAAUUUCCUAAACCAAAAAAAGAUGAACACAAUAUAUUAAAUGUGUAUCAUCUCGAUCUGGCCUCUAUAAUGGUUACCAAGGCUUUAGACGUUCAACCUGGUGAUAUUGUUCUGGACUUGUGUGCUGCGCCUGGUGGGAAAUCAUUGGCCAUUUUACAACAUCUUCUGAAUAUUGUUGAUCAAAGGGAAGGUGAAAAUGAAGGAAGAUCGACUCGAGGAAUGUUGAUCGCUAAUGAAAUCAAUAAUAAGAGAUUUCAUAGACUUUUGCAAGUAAUUAAAUCUUACAUCCCUUUUAAAUAUCAUCAAGAUCAUAUCAAAUUGGUAAAGAAUUCUCCUACUCUGAAUUAUAGCUAUGAUAAAAUCUUAGUAGACGUUCCAUGCUCUUCAGAACGGCAUUUAAUCACCGAUCAAAAUGAAUUGUCAAAGUGGAAAGAAUCCAGGUCCAAAAUUUUUUCGAUAAAACAAUACAACAUAUUAUUAGAUGCUGUUAAGGCCCUUAGGAUUAAUGCUGGGUGGAAUUACAAGUGGUUAAAAGAAACAAUGGAUGGGAAAUCGGUGAAGAAACUGAAUUUGGAUGGAUCGUUUUGCCAGAUAAAUGUGAUGGUUAUGGCCCAAUGUAUUUUACAAUUUUGA
This is a messenger RNA of Funneliformis geosporum, 954 nucleotides long. The record is from the annotation of a GenBank genome assembly. Lineage: Eukaryota; Fungi; Glomeromycota; Glomeromycetes; Glomerales; Glomeraceae.